CGGGUAUCAGAGGACCAUCACUAGCUGCUGUCUUGGAACGAGACGCUUCAGGAACCAUAGAUUUUCAAAGCUAGUUGCACCCGGACACAAUAAAACAACGCACUAUGGAUUCUAGUGUGGAAAACAACGUGAAGACCGUCAGAAGGAGCAAAGAGGAGAAGAAAGUUCUCAGAAAACAGCUAAAAGCCAGUCACACUUUAUUGAAACAUGAAGGAAUCAGUACAGCAGCACAGCCCACCAAGAGUUUGGUGGUGGCCAAUGGCGGUCUGGGCAACGGUGUUAGUCGAGAGGGACUUUCUGCAGCUCUGAAGGAGAUGGGAGAGGUGGAGACUCUGGUCAUGCCUCCUCACAAACCUUACGCUUUCGUCACGUACAGAUCUGAGGAGAGUGCUCGAAAUGCUCACGUCCACCUGAAUGGACAGAUGCUUCAAUGUGGAGAGAACAGUGUCACACUCUACCUCAGUUAUGUGGAAUCAGUAACACAUGAAGAGGAGACAUCUGUCCCUUUGCCAGAGGGAUUAGCCUUGGUGGAGGAUUUCGUGUCUCCAGAGGAAGAAGCUGUGCUGCUCAGUGCUAUAGAUUGGUCGUCCACUAAUGAUGACAUCACUGCUCAAAAAGCUCUCAAGCACAGAAGAGUGAAACAUUAUGGUUUUGAAUUUCGCUAUGACAACAACAACGUGGAUAAGGACAAGCCGCUACCUGCAGGUCUUCCUGACGAGUGUUUACCUGUGCUGGAGCGGUGUGUAAGCAACGGACACAUCAGCAUGAUGCCAGACCAGCUGACUGUAAACCAGUAUGAGUCUGGACAGGGCAUUCCUCCUCAUGUGGACACUCAUUCAGCCUUUGAGGACACCAUCCUGUCACUGAGCCUGGGGGCAAAGACGGUGAUGGACUUCUGUCACCCUGAUGGUCGUGUCAUUGCCGUGGUGUUGCCGGGACGGAGCCUCCUGCUGAUGAAGGGAGAGAGCAGAUACCUUUGGACACAUGGAAUUACUCCUCGAAAGUUUGACAUGGUGCCUGCCUGUGACCCACCAUCCCCUGCUGGUUCAAGGCCUGACCUCGGGACCCAAAGCGGUCUCACUCUGAGCAAGAGGGGCACCCGCACUUCGUUCACUUUCCGCAAGAUCAGACAUGAACCCUGCCGCUGUGCCUUCCCGUCUGCCUGUGACAGUCAGGGAGCUCCCUCAACACCUUCGCUCUCUCUGCCGCCAUCUCCCCCGACGCUUCCCUGUUGCCGUGCCGACGCAGCCCGCCUGGAGGAGGAGUACGUGCACCGGGUCUACGACGCCAUCGCCUCCCACUUCAGCAACACUCGCCACUCCCCCUGGCCUCACGUUUGCCACUUCCUGACCUCGCUCCCACCCCGCAGUGUGCUGGCCGACGUGGGCUGUGGGAACGGAAAAUACCUGGGAGUCAACCCAGACGUGAUUGCAGUGGGAUGUGAUCGUAGCAGUGCUCUCAUCCAGAUCUGUGCAGAAAGAGGUUUCCACGCAUUUGUGUCUGAUGCUCUUAGUGUCCCUCUGCGAACAGCAUCCUGUGACGCCUGCAUCUCUAUAGCUGUCGUACACCACUUUUCCACACAGGAGCGUCGGCUGGCAGCAGUGAGGGAGCUGGUGAGACUUCUGAAGCCUGGAGGUCGGGCGCUCAUCUACGUUUGGGCUUUUGAACAAGAGUACAACAAACAGAAGUCCAAAUACCUCAAAGAGAACAACAAAGAGCAUCAUGGCAAUCACAUCCCCUCUAAAAACACAUCAGAGGACAGUCAGGAACCUCAUGGGAAAUCAAGCAUCCAGAUCAGUAGCCAUUUAGAAGAUAGCUGCAGGCCGCACGACAGCAUGACGGAUGUUAGCAGAGUGACUGAUGGGAAGCUUAGUGUGCACACCAACCGCACAGCCUUUAACACCCAGGACCUGUUGGUUCCCUGGCAUCUGAAGGAGGGGAAGAAACGAGGGGACGAGGAAUCAGGAGACAGCGGCAAGAAGGACAAAAGAAAGGAGAAGCCUAAGAAGACGUCAAAUAACUGUUGUUCGGUCUCUAGCUUGAGUCCAAAAGCUGACCCCAGUCCAGGGUUUGAGCCUUCUGGAUCAAGACUUGACACCAGUGAUGCUGCUCACAUCCCAGACUCUAAACCCAGUCCAAGUGGCAACACCACUCAGACUUCCAGUUCUACUGUAAAAUCAGAGUUGGAGAGCAGCCCGGCGCCUGUCUUUCAUCGCUAUUAUCACGUUUUCCAGCAGGGGGAGCUGGAGCAGCUGUGUGCUCAGGUGAAUGGAGUCAAAGUGCAGAGCAGCUACCACGACCAGGGCAACUGGUGUGUUAUAUUACAGAAGGAUGGUUUAUAGUCAUGUUGUUGCUAGUACAUGUUUGGAGAAUUCUGUCACAAACCAUGACAGUUUAGUUUAAAAAACAAAACAACAUUUAAAAGAUGCUGUGCUUGUUUAAAUGCGGUUUAACCCCCUGGAGGGAUUGAGAGGCUAUUGUUUUAAAAAAAAAAAAGAAGAAAGAAAAUGAUAACAUUAAGAAAAUGAUAACAUUUAUCAGAGCCAGAAACUGCAAAAUCAGAAACUAGAAUUAGAUGUGAAACUUACCGUUAGUUCUUGGCCUGAUCAUCUGUUAUGUGCCGUUGCAUCAGGAAAAUUCUGUAAAUCUAAGCUCAGACUUUUAACAUUUCAUCAAAAUCGCAUUUUCUGACAUGUCCUUUUUAAACAUUUGCCAAAAAUAAAUUAUUUGUAGUAACCAGAUUCUGUAAAAACCUAAAUUGGCUAUGACCACCAGUCAUGUGGCAAAAAAUCUGGGACUUUUCAGCUGAACUAGGCUGAACUGCAGGCUGUUUGCACAGAGCAGAUAGGAGACAAUUGUGGAAACGAAAUAAAAAUGUAAAAAGUAAAAUAUCUAAUGUAUGAAAAGUCACCAAUUGUGAAAUAUUGGUAACACCUGGGGGAAAAUGUACCUGUUGAUUAUUUUUUUUAAUUUAACAAAAACUCUAAUUAGUGUGAAAAAAAAAAAAAAAGACAGGCCCACAGUGAGUAAAAAUUUUACAGGAUCCAAAAAUGCCCAGAUGCUACUAGAGAUUAAGCACCAUGAAAUCAAUAAAAACAUUUUACAAAUCUUUGAUUGUUGCACUUACUUCUUGUAAAAUGCUUUGACAUUGAGUUUUGUUAUAUAGCUUAGAAAAAAAAAACAUUGACUCCUGCUAAUGUUUGACAUGUUUCCCGGUGAGAAGGAUGUUGAUGAGCAGCAGCUUAAAGCAUACUUUGGCUACUUCUUUGUAAUCCAGUGGCUUUUUAACAUUCCUCACAGUGUGUGGUCUGUACAGUAGAUCACCUACAAGAUUUUUCAUCUCACUGCUUUGCUUCUUGGCUUGUCUUUUGCUCAUUGUCUGCUGUGAAACCACCGAGCUGUAACUAAGCUGUGUAUAAACUGCCUGUGCUCAACCUUUUCAACUUAAAGGUGGCGUUUGAAGCUGUGGGAGAUUUGUAUAUUUUCUCCUCGUUUUUAAAACAUGUUUGACAGAGGAAGUACUUCAUGGUCAUUGUCUAAACCAGGGGAGUCAAGCUCAUUUUAGUUCAGGGGCCACAUUCAGUCCAAUAUGAUCUCAAGUGGGCCAAACCAGUAAAGUCACAGCAUAAUAACCUAUAAAUAAAGACAGCUCCAAAUUUUUCCUUUGUUUUAGUGUGAAAUUUCUUGAGAAAAAUAAGUUCAAUUUCAGCAAUAUUAUGCUUCUGUUUAUCAUUUACACAACUUCCAGAUCAGAGUGUGUCUACAACGUCACAAAUCAUUUAGUCACAGGUAGCUGGAACUGAAUAAUAUAAUAUUUUAUUUUACGAUCAAAACGACGAAAGUCAGACAAAAGACAAAAAUCAACAAAAACAAGACAAUAUUACAAAAAUGAGACACAAAAUGACAAAAAAAUUAGCUAAAUGACAUGAAACAAAACAAAAAGACAAGAAAUUACAAAAAUUCCACAAGACAAAAAAUGACAAAAGCUAUAAAACGACAAAAAAGACAACACAAGCAAGACAAAAAAACCCCACAGAUGAUACACAAAACAACGAAAAAAACAAAAUGACAAAAAUAAGACAAAAAACACAAGCGAGACAAAAAGGAAACACAAAACGACAAAAAACAAUGACUAAAACAUGAGACAAAUGACAAAAGUCAGUCAAAAAACAACACAAAAUAUUACAAAAUGAGACACAAAAGAACAAUGAGCAAUCUAGUAUUUUACUUUAUGAUCAAAACAACUUGUCAUGGUCCAGAAAUUAUUUGAAAUUUAUAGUUUUACAAAUUUACAAUUUGCAGUUAAUGUCUGCUCUGUAAUUUUUACACUUUACAAAGUCGUCCUGCGGGCGGUUUUUGGGCCGCAGGCCGCAUGUUUGACACCCCUGGUCUAAACCAUGUGUUUGCACAGAGAUCAAUGAAUUGAAACGGAAUGUUAGUUUGUUAAUUAGUGUAUAGUCACAGUGAUUUAUGACUUAAUAACCACUGUUUCUUACACACAUACUCACAGUGUUAUUAUUUAUAGGAUGUGUUUUGCCAGACAGCUAAAAGACAGAAUGAACUGCAGGAUAAUAGGAUAUUGAUGUGGGAGGAGUGGAGCGGGGUUAUUUAUUGUGGCCCUUUGGUGGCAGGUUGGUAAUUGGUCAGCGGCUCCUGGUAAAAUUACCCCUGUGGCUUCUCAAUCCUCUGAGACCCGCUGAGGCAAACACAUUACGACGCUGAGGCGGGGACGGUUUGGUGGCUUUUACUGACAGUGGCUUAUUCAUUAGAGUGAAGACGACUGCUUGUGUGUGAGAGAGAAAGCAAAAGACAGAUUUGAGUGUUGUUGUUGUUGAGUCUGUCAGCAGAUUCUCACUUGACAUUUGGAGGGAUUAUUGAAAUGUAAAGGUAUCCCUCCCCCAGGUGUAGUACAUUGAUUCGGCAGUCUGUAAGACAUUUUAAAUCAGCUCACAGGAGUCAAGAGACAUAAAGUCAAACACACUUCCCCGAUUGAUUGGUGAUAUGUGUGAUUAUGUAGCAUUGAGAAGUAAGUAACUCCAGGGAGACACAAAUGAAGAAAUAAAUUUAUAUAUGACUAAAAGUAUUUGUCUCUCCCUGCCUUUUUACUUUUAUGUACUUUUGGUCUCCAUGGAGCUUAAUUUUUGUGAAUUUUGCCAGGUCCAGCCGUAGGGAAACUUAAUUCUACAGCUUCUAGUUAUAUUUUAGACAAAAGUAUGCUGUCUAGUUUGUGGCAGGAGUUUGUUUCACCAUUACACAACCUGCAAGCACAAAACAGGCUUGAUAAAAAUGUGUUUUUUGAGUUUAGCGUGUAUGAAUUUGACUGGCCUGCAAAAGACCCUGACCUCAGCCCCACCCAGCACCUGACACAGAAUCCCAAGUGUGAUCCAGGACUCACCGGCUGGCAUCAAUGCUCAUUAAUGCACAUGGAGUCUUACAUGGUUUUGUUUUAUUAUUUCACCUCUUUUGAUGGGUUUUGAUCUAUUGUUGGUCUUGAAGACUGAACUGUUAUCGGCUGCUCCUGCUGAGAAUUCUCCCACUUUCUAUUUGAAGUUUUAUUCAGGUUUUUUGAAUGUCUGCUCAAUGAUAUAAUGUUAUCUUGUGUUUUACACAUUAUAAUACUCUUUUAGGCAAUUGUGUGAUUACUGGCUAUAAAAAUGAUGUGACAAAUAGAUGUAUUAUCCUCACAAAAUAUCCUAAUGCCUUUACUCGAUAACAUCUGCACAAGCUACAGUCUAAACUAACAUGCAUUUAAAUAAGGGAAGCAGUUUAGAGAAAAACCAAUGAGUGUUUAACUAUUAUGUGCAGUUUUAUAUGUGUGCGUGUGUGUAAAGGGGCAUGCUUAAAGUAAACCUAAGGUUCAGGGCAAAUUUAACUGAUUCUAAUGAUACAGAAAUAAAUACAGUUAUUAACAAUAGAUACAGUUACUGACAUUGUACAUACAUGAGGUAGGUCAGCGAUAGUGUCAUGGACCAGAGAAUAAUGUUAUUAGAAUAAAAAAUAUUACCUGGUAUAGCAUGCAGUAAAUAUAGUAGUUUCAGGGUUAGGGAUUUAAAGAUAAUUGUUCUUGUCAUUUUAGAUGGAUUUAAUUGUUUGUUAUUGACGGCCUCUGGAACGGAACUAUUUUUGCGUCUGGUUGUUUGCUCUGGUAGGUGCACCUAUCCUGUUUCCAGCAGAAUUGAAUUAAGGUGGAAUGAUUCACUUAGAUUUCGUGGGGAAAAUGGGGGACAUAACCCCAUUAUAUUACCCAUUCAUAUUUUGAACACAUGCAUAUUCCUCCUCAAUAAAACACUGAAGAGAG
Amphiprion ocellaris (clown anemonefish) is the source of this 6298-nucleotide messenger RNA. RefSeq names its product alkB homolog 8, tRNA methyltransferase (gene alkbh8). Gene Ontology annotation, cellular component: nucleus; cytoplasm. NCBI's taxonomy places the organism in Eukaryota, Metazoa, Chordata, Actinopteri, Pomacentridae. Bases 105 to 2342 code for a protein of 745 amino acids. Gene Ontology annotation, molecular function: 2-oxoglutarate-dependent dioxygenase activity; tRNA binding; S-adenosylmethionine-dependent methyltransferase activity. The record is from RefSeq and is a predicted model, not a curated record. The transcript has 12 exons. Gene Ontology annotation, biological process: tRNA wobble uridine modification.